AUGUUUACCCAUUUAAGUAGCCUUUGGGAUAUAGUUCCCCGAUCGGACGACCAAAAUCAGUGGGGCCUAGCGCUUUGGCUGGAAACGAGACAUAGAAUUCAGAAUCAGGAAAGGAUGUCCAGCGAGCAGAUCAAUCGUCAACCGGCACCGGAAACGCAAGGCCGCCCCGAACCGGAACCGGAAACGGAAGUGGAGGUGGAGCCCGAGGUCGCUGCCUUCGAAGCCCUCUCGAUCGGCAGCUUGGCCAGCUUCGCCAGCUCCAUGGAGUCGGGGAACGGACCCAGCACCAGCCGCAAUCGAGCGGCGAAACCCGGCCAACCACUCACCGGCUGUGUGGUGCGCAUCAAACGGGAACUGAUGGACUUUCGCAAGCAUCCGCCGCCGAAUUGCUCCGCUGAUAUGUACCUUGACGAUCUCUUUCGCUGGACGGCCGGUGUGGAUGGGCCAGCCGGUUCGGUCUACGAGGGCGGUCACUUCCGGCUGGACAUCCGCUUUUCGACCGCCUAUCCCUUCCGGCCGCCACGCAUCCGGUUCAUCACCCGCAUCUAUCACUGCAACGUGGACAGCCGGGGCGUCAUCUGUCUGGAUGUCCUUGGGGAACGCUGGUCGCCAGUGAUGAACGUGGCCAAGGUUCUGCUGUCCAUUUACGUGCUGAUGAGUGAGUGCAAUCCGGAGGAUCCGCUGGUCAUGUGCAUCGCCGAUCAGUACAAGACCAAUCGCAAGGAGCACGACAGGAUUGCCAGACACUGGACCAAGCUGUUUGCCAUGCCCAAGUCGCAGGAUAAGGUUAAGGAAAACGAGCAGAGUCAGGAUCAAAAUCAGGAGCCAAAGCCAAUGCCAAGCCAGUCGGAAAAUUAAUAGUCGAAAAAGCAGACAACGCCCAAUACUCCUUAAUCACUCAAUAAUUAUUAGGAACCACUACCCAAAUAGCACAUGAAAAUGAGUUUUAAAUAUUUUUCGCGAAGCAACUUAAACAGAAACUAAGAAGACACGAAAACAAAUUGCUAUAUUUGCAAGUUCGAAUGACGAUUCAAUUAAAUUAUUAAAAUCACGACAACGGAAACAGUUAAGUCGCAACUAAAAAAUAUAUUUAUCCUAAUGAAAAAUAUUGUGUACAAAUUAUUGACAUUUGUCUUCAAUAUUUAAUGCAAAAAAACUAAUAAAAUUUUAGUCUCUUCCUUU
Drosophila elegans is the source of this 1182-nucleotide messenger RNA. Its product is annotated as ubiquitin-conjugating enzyme E2 4. The transcript is spliced from 3 exons. The record is from RefSeq and is a predicted model, not a curated record. Gene Ontology annotation, biological process: protein polyubiquitination. Gene Ontology annotation, cellular component: nucleus. NCBI's taxonomy places the organism in Eukaryota, Metazoa, Arthropoda, Insecta, Diptera, Drosophilidae. Gene Ontology annotation, molecular function: ubiquitin conjugating enzyme activity. Bases 1 to 858 code for a protein of 285 amino acids.